AUGCGUUACUGCGUGGCCGCCCUGUGGCUGUCCGCACUGACCACCCUCGCGGUGGCGGCGGCUGACGACGCCCACCACGAGCCGGCGCCGGCACAGACUGACAACGAAAUAGAAUUAAGCGAAGAGGAAAAGCGCGCCUGGUCCAGUCUGCACGGCGGCUGGGGCAAGCGAGGCUGGCAGGAUAUGAGCUCCGCCUGGGGCAAGCGCGCGUGGCAGGACCUCAACUCAGCAUGGGGCAAACGGGGCUGGAAUGACAUGAGCUCAGCCUGGGGCAAGCGAGCAUGGCAAGACCUCAACUCCGCCUGGGGCAAACGUGCAUGGAGGGACAUGUCACAGUCUCCUUGGGGUAAACGCGGCUGGCAAGAUAUGAGCUCUGCCUGGGGUAAGCGAGGCUGGAAUGACAUGAGCUCUGCCUGGGGCAAGCGAGGCUGGAAUGACAUGAGCUCCGCCUGGGGCAAGCGAGGCUGGAAUGACAUGAGCUCCGCGUGGGGCAAGCGAGGCUGGAACGACAUGAGCUCUGCCUGGGGCAAGCGAGGACCUGAAAAGUGGGCCAACUUCCACGGAUCCUGGGGCAAGCGCACCGCGGAGCCAGACUACGAAGAGAUUGAUGCGGCUAUUGAACAACUGAUCCCCAUCCAACAGCUGUCGGACAGCGAGCGAAUGGAAGCGCCCGAGAAGAAGGCGUGGUCAGCACUGCACGGCGCGUGGGGCAAGCGACCUGUCAAGCAGGCCCAGUACAACAGCGGAUCGUAUUACUGGAAGCGAGAACCAGCCUGGACUAACCUAAGAGGCAUGUGGGGCAAGCGCUCGCCGCAGGUGGACGCGGACGCGGUAGACGAUGACCACGAGAGCAGUGCGCGGGACGAGGCCUAG
Spodoptera littoralis (African cotton leafworm) is the source of this 873-nucleotide messenger RNA. Lineage: Eukaryota; Metazoa; Arthropoda; Insecta; Lepidoptera; Noctuidae. The record is from the annotation of a GenBank genome assembly.